UUAUCGAUAAACAAAUGAUUAGACGAUUGUCAGCACAAGAAGAGUGUAUAGAAAUCAAUGACAACGAAGAGGACAGGGAGUCUAUACCGGGUUCGGUGUCUGUUCAGUGCUCUGACGCCGAUCUCCGCAAUGUUAACAAUACUGUGUCUGACAACCAAUCGGCGAAAGAGAUGGAAGUGGACGAAGUGGUGGUCACGCGUAACAGCGAGUCCACCAGUAGUGGCCCUAAAUUCCCGAUCACAUCAUUUCCCGAUUAUAUAAUGUUCGGUACGUUUAAAGCUGAGGCCAAGGCUGUGGAGUUCAUCGAUGACGGGGUUCGCGUGACUAAUGUAGCGCCGAAUGCGCUCAACACUAAAUUCAAGUAUCAUAUUAUGAUACCAUUCGUUGAAAUGCAAACCAUUAGCAUCUGUAUAGAUAGCGCUCUACCACUCAUGUGUUUGCAGCCAACCCGCGACUCAACCGAUAAGAUACAGGAGUGCAUGGCUUUGGGUCACAAGUCCGAGAAUGGACUCCGAUUUGACACCGAUUCUGACGACCCGAGAGAACAGAAAAUUAUAAUUGUGUUGAAAGGCGAGAAGAUAACCGAAGGAUUCGCCAAAUUAUUGUUCAAACAAUGCAAUGAUUUGAACCCCAACUGCAAGUGCGAACGGAUGGACAUAUCGGACGCCCGACUGGUCAUAAGCGCCGCUCGCGAACGAGUCAUUAAUCUUGAGAACAAAAACCAACGUUUUAAUCGA
This is a messenger RNA of Medioppia subpectinata, 737 nucleotides long. Lineage: Eukaryota; Metazoa; Arthropoda; Arachnida; Sarcoptiformes; Oppiidae. The record is from the annotation of a GenBank genome assembly.